This is a messenger RNA of Notolabrus celidotus (New Zealand spotty), 1371 nucleotides long. Its product is annotated as G8 domain-containing protein DDB_G0286311-like. The coding region runs from base 70 to 1221 and encodes 383 amino acids. The transcript is spliced from 8 exons. NCBI's taxonomy places the organism in Eukaryota, Metazoa, Chordata, Actinopteri, Labriformes, Labridae. The record is from RefSeq and is a predicted model, not a curated record.
GAUGAAGACUCCCUAUUACGCGCCGUUUGAGUUGACAAGGAUCGCUCUGGACAAACUAAAUGGUUCAAGAUGCCACGAGGAUCCACUACAACUGCAUGCAUCAGCUGCAAAGCUGUCAUUGGUGUGGCCACAAAGACUUGCAAGGCUUGCAACACCUUGCAGCCAAGGAAACAAAGGCUGGCCAAAAAGUUGCAAAAGUUUGAGGCCAAAAAAGAGGGCUGGCUAAAAAACCAGAGGAAGAAUAAAACCACCUCACAUGUCAUGGAUGAGGCAUCCAUAUUGCUGGAGAAAUUAAGCACACUGGGAUUCAGGGCCGUACUGUUUACUGCUAAACCAGCAAAGAAGCCUGCCACGUGGGUAACAUCGGCCCUGCACCCGAAAUGGCAGCUGUCAGAACAGGCUGCAAAAUGCCUGGACCGAAUGAAGGCGUUAUAUGAGGUGUUGGUCAAUGGUUGGACUGACCAACAACACGAGCCCUCCACUUCCGCUGGUACCCAGCCAUCCACUGCCUCUGCCGUCCAGCCCUCCACUUCCUCUGCUAUCCAGCCCUGCACUUACUCUGUCACCCAGCCCUCCACUUCUGCUGGUACCCAGCCAGCCACUGCCUCUGCCGUCCAGCCCUCUACUUCCUCUGCCAUCCAGCCCUGCACUUACUCUGUCACUCAGCCCUCCACUGCCUCUGCCAUCCAGCCAGCCACUACCUCUGCCGUCCAGCCCUCCACUUCCUCUGCUUUCCAGCCCUGCACUUACUCUGUCACCCAGCCCUCCACUUCCGCUGGUACCCAGCCAGCCACUGCCUCUGCCAUCCAGCCCUCCACUUCCUCUGCCAUCCAGCCCUGCACUUCCUCUGUGACCCAGCCCUCCACGUCCUCUGCCAUCCAGCCCUGCACUUCCUCUGUCACCCAGCCCUCAUCUUCCGCUGUGACCCAGCCAUCCACUGCCCCUGCCUUUCAGACCCCCACCAGUCCUGCACACAUUACUGCAACCAAAAAGAACCAGGGCAUGCCUCCAAGGAAGAAAACCAAGAAGAACAACAACAAAGAUUUGCCUCAAGAAUGCAGCCAUAUGGUCCGAGGGGAAGACCAAUACUUUCCGGUAAAGAGGGUGGUCAAGACUAAAAUUAAAAAGGGGAACCAAAUGGAAUUGGUCGAGUGGGAGCCCUGUUCCAUCUGUGGGAAGACAUGGCCCCUACAGUGGGUGGAAAAGGAACACACUGUUUAAAUCAAUGUAUAUAUAAUUCAUAUUUUUGUUUGUUUAAUUUAUUAUGUGUUGAUGCUGUAUUUGUGUUAGCAGAAUCCCUUUCGUGAUUAAUAUUAUUAUUUUUGAUUUUUGUUUAUUUGUUUUUAAUUUUAAUUUAUAUUAUUAUUUAAU